Molecule: messenger RNA, 1185 nt
Organism: Symbiodinium pilosum
Lineage: Eukaryota; Dinophyceae; Suessiales; Symbiodiniaceae
Source: the annotation of a GenBank genome assembly
AUGGAUGAGAUGCGCAGCGCUAAUCUGGACCAAGGACGACUGGUGGAGGCUGGCUUCGAGUUGGCCAAGAAGAAGGUCUACCUUCGGUUCCAGCAAGGAUCCUCUUUCUAUUCCACCUAUCCGUGGAAUAUCUGCAAGCUCUUGGCCUAUGUCAUGCAGCCAGCUGGUCCAGCGCGGACGGGAGCCAUUGCUGACAGCCGGCGCUUUGCGCGCGAGCUGCUAGGAUCAAACCUUCCGAGCAACACUUUCGCCGACAAGUUCUUCAAUGGCACCUUCAAGGAGCAGAUGGAGGAGUGGGCCGGCGGGGCUGGGCCCAUGCCAACUGCCCUUUUCAGGGAGCUCUUGAGCUACUCUUUGAGCCUUGUGGCCAUGCAAAGGUUGGAGAGUCGCCACCAUCUCGUGAAUCUUCGCCUCCAACCCAGCCGGGCAUCCAGCGCUGCCCAGGUCAGUGCGCACUUGCGCCGCAAGCUGAACAAUGACAUUCGAGAUGACCGUUUCCGCCUGCGCCUGGAGCGCUACUUGCAUGAGUUUGAAAAGCUGGAUGCGUUGAUACAAGCUGCGGCAGCUGAGUCGAAAGAAGUUGUGGACGCAUCUAUGCGAGCGUGGCAGGCGCAUGUGAAAACAACCUUGAGCGAUGGCGCCUACUAUGCUGUCCCCUUUGAUGUUAGUGAGAGUGCAACAAAGUACAUGGUGGUGCAGUUCGUCAGUGCCGCGCCCGGAGCGAAAAAGUACAUGGAGAAGCUCACACGCUGGGGGACAGACGCUUGGCAAGGGCAAGUUGCAGUUGCAAACCUUGGCAGCUUAACUGCGCCCGCUCCUUCAGAUCGUGGAGCAGAUGCUGAAUCUGCGCUGGCCAUGGCAGUGGCAGACCUCUUCAAGCACGGCUUCCACAAUCUUUACAAGUUCAAGGAUGUGAACCAUGUCUGCCAGCUCUCCCAAGAAGCUAUCCUUUCCGCAGUUGCAGCGGAAGAGGUUGGGCCGGGCAGCGACGACGAGGGGCCGGGGGAGUGUUGCCAGCUCUCGAUAGCUUCCGACCCUCUGAGAUUGCAGGCAGUGUUCGAUGUUGCCCGCGAGGCAAUCAGCCGUAGCACGCCCUUGCCUUUGCCCGCUGAGCCAUUGCGCCGGGAUGCCGCGCACUGGCUGGUCGCUCAGGAGCUGGCUUCACACACAUCCGAUGGCGGUCUG